This is a messenger RNA of Fusarium musae, 915 nucleotides long. RefSeq lists its product as uncharacterized. The record is from RefSeq and is a predicted model, not a curated record. Gene Ontology annotation, molecular function: DNA binding; zinc ion binding. The coding region runs from base 1 to 915 and encodes 304 amino acids. The transcript has a single exon. Lineage: Eukaryota; Fungi; Ascomycota; Sordariomycetes; Hypocreales; Nectriaceae. Gene Ontology annotation, biological process: DNA-templated transcription.
AUGGAAAGACGACAUACAAAUGCAUAUAUCAACGCGUUGGAAGCGCGCGUCGCAAGCUUGGAGAAACAACUCGCCCAGCGCAACGGUGAUCCUGGGACGCCAGACUCUACAAAGGGCAGCAGUAACUGUGACCAUGAGGAGGUGGCCUUCGUAAGCAGUACCCAAGCUUCUCAACCGGACCCAAACAGUACAACAAGCGAAGAAGACAUGGAUGAUCUCGCAAAUGCCCUCGGUUGCUUCACUCUUGGUGAGAUUGGAGAGUUGCGCUAUUUCGGUGCAUCCAGCAACUUUUCCAUCAUUCACAACCACGCUAUCAAGGUUCCAUCAUCAAUUCAAGCCAGAAAUCGCGGCAUAGAGGCCGCUAAUAACAUGCCUGAUUUCAUCACACCUUCUGACGAGAUGCGCGACCACCUACUGGAGAUCUUCUGGCGAUGGCAGAACUCUUGGCAGUACAUCGUCCCAAGAGAGCUGUUUGUCCGGGAUUUAUACGUUGAGAAGAAUGGACGAUACUGCACGCCUUCGCUCAUGGCGGCCAUUCUAGCUAUGUCGUCACGGUACUCUCCGAGAUUAGAGCUUCGCACAGAUCCCGAUGACGCCAACACGGCGGGUGAAGCAUUUGCCGCUCAAGCCAAGACUAUGCUUCAUUACGAAUGCGAAGCUCCAACGACAUCUACAGUUCAAGCAACAGCACUUCUGGGCCUGUACUGGGCGACUAUUGACAAUGAGGGUCUCGGAUUCAUGUAUAUCGGUAUGGCGACAAGAAUGGCCAUGAAUUUGGGCCUUCACUGCGACUGUUCGCCAUACGCUUCCAAAGGCUUAGUAUCCGAUGAUGAUGUGGAAGCUAGGAACGUCACUUUCUGGGGUGUAUAUGUCUUGGACAAGUACGUUGACCGAAGAGCACUGGCGUGUUUUUGA